AUGCGGUGCCAAACGCUAACGCGCGGACGAAUUAAAAAAACUAUUUUGAUUUCAAUUUAGAAAGUGAUGUUUUAGUUUUUUUAAUGUAUUAAGUUUUCAAAAAUGGAAGGCCGCAGGACAUGGGACGGAAUGCCUCUCGGCGAGUCGCAUUCGCCGCCGCAGUCGGUGCCCGGCAGAAGAACUCCUUUAGGGGCUGUAGGCCUUGGAGGAUUCUACAUGCAGGGCGGCCAGCCUCCGCCCCCGCCACAGCAUUGCUACCCAACUGACGAAAACCAGCCGGAGCCGGGAACCAGCUAUGCUCAGAGGCCGAUCGGAGAUGGCAAAUCAAAGCAAAAAAUGCGCCAGGGUAAAACCGUCCGGCUCAACAUCAACGCCAGGGAACGACGACGAAUGCAUGAUUUGAACGAUGCCCUUGACGAGCUCCGCGGCGUGAUCCCGUACGCGCACUCGCCGUCAGUCCGCAAGCUGUCCAAGAUCGCCACGCUGCUUCUAGCCAAGAACUACAUCCUCAUGCAGGCCAGCGCGCUGGAGGAAUUACGAAGACUCGUAGCGUACCUGCAAGGCACAGCGACAGCAGCCGGCAUAGUCCCGCCUCCCGGUUUCGAUCUGGCCGGCUUCCCUGCAGCCGCCAAGCUUCUCCAGCCGCCCGCGCCAGGCCCGCCCGCCCCACCCGAACCGCCGUCUUGAGACUCGCCCAUCAAAAUCGAACCACAAACCUGAGCUGUGGGUCGAUAAAAAAAACACCCAUAUUUAUAACACAAACCAGUAAUUUUAAGAUUCUUGUAAAUACAAAAAAGGUGAAGAUAAAAAAAAGAAA
This is a messenger RNA of Ostrinia nubilalis (European corn borer), 817 nucleotides long. RefSeq names its product class E basic helix-loop-helix protein 22. The record is from RefSeq and is a predicted model, not a curated record. The coding region runs from base 103 to 687 and encodes 194 amino acids. Lineage: Eukaryota; Metazoa; Arthropoda; Insecta; Lepidoptera; Crambidae. Gene Ontology annotation, biological process: sensory organ development; positive regulation of transcription by RNA polymerase II; axon development. Gene Ontology annotation, molecular function: E-box binding; DNA-binding transcription factor activity, RNA polymerase II-specific; protein dimerization activity. Gene Ontology annotation, cellular component: nucleus. The transcript is spliced from 4 exons.